AUGGCAUUCGCGGGGCAGUCUACUCGAUCGAAGCUCGCCGUGUUGAGCGAGAGGAUUCACGGCUUCGAGAAACAGAUGGAAUGCGAGGCAAAACAACGCAGGGAAGGAGAGGAAGGCCGUUUGCUGGCAAUCAGGGAAGCGAUUGCAAAGCUCGAGAAAACGUUGAACGCCGAGAUAAAGCGUCGAGUUGAAGCGAAUAAGGCGUUGCAAGCUAUGUUCGAAAGCCAGCUGCUUGGCGUUCAAGACAAGCUCUCGUCCGUCUUUGUUGAAAAGUUCGAGCAACUGCAAUGCGCGCUCGACGCACUGAACGACAGACUUGCAUUGGUUGAGAAAGAGUUUGCAGUCGAGCGAGAGAAGCAGACAAAAGAGUGGGAAGCGAAAAAUAAUAUGAUCGCAAGGGAUAUGACGGCCAUACAAGAAGCCCUUGAGAGUGACAAGCAGACGCGGUCUGAAAGGGAAGUCCAAAUCGCGAAAAGUCUUGGCGAACUGGAGUUCAGAACAGAAGGGAAAUUUGAAGCGGAGAAGAAUGCGCGAGAACAAAAAUAUGAUCAGAUCCGCGACGAACUCGAAGAGGCGAAACGUGUCCGAGAAAGAGGGGAGGAAAAAUUCCAGACUUUUGUUCUCGAAGAAGUUGCCGCGUUGAAAAAAGGUUUAAUUCUUGAGUCACAGGCGAGGGAAGGAGCGGACGACGAUAUUGUCCAAGCGGUCAAUCAUUACACCACUGCUCUACAGGAUGCGUUACGCUUGGUGACGACAGUAUAA
This is a messenger RNA of Besnoitia besnoiti, 762 nucleotides long. RefSeq names its product SF-assemblin/beta giardin protein. Gene Ontology annotation, molecular function: structural constituent of cytoskeleton. Lineage: Eukaryota; Apicomplexa; Conoidasida; Eucoccidiorida; Sarcocystidae. The transcript is spliced from 5 exons. Bases 1 to 762 code for a protein of 253 amino acids. The record is from RefSeq and is a predicted model, not a curated record.